CCACAUUCUGCACUUCCGGUUGGAGUUCUCCUGCUGCCUUACAAGAUGACCACGCUGAGAGCGUUCACCUGCGACGAUCUCUUCAGAUUCAACAACAUAAAUUUGGAUCCUCUCACAGAGACUUAUGGGAUCCCUUUUUACCUUCAAUAUUUGGCUCACUGGCCAGAAUAUUUCAUUGUUGCAGAGGCUCCUGGAGGGGAACUUAUGGGUUACAUAAUGGGGAAAGCGGAGGGGUCAGUUGCCCGGGAGGAAUGGCAUGGACAUGUGACAGCUCUCUCAGUAGCGCCUGAGUUCCGACGCCUCGGUUUAGCUGCCAAGUUAAUGGAGCUUCUGGAAGAGAUUUCAGAAAGAAAAGGAGGAUUCUUUGUCGAUCUGUUUGUAAGAGUGUCCAAUCAGGUAGCAGUAAACAUGUAUAAGCAGCUUGGUUACAGUGUAUACAGGACUGUGAUAGAGUACUACUCGGCCAGCAAUGGAGAGCCAGAUGAGGAUGCCUAUGACAUGAGGAAGGCAUUAUCAAGAGACACAGAGAAGAAAUCCAUCGUCCCUCUCCAGCACCCGGUCCGGCCUGAAGAUAUUGAAUAACCCUAGCUGUGGUUCUUGGGCAAAAGGAUGAUAAAUGCAUUGUAUUUACCUAUGCAAAAUGAAAGUGACUGACUGAAAAAAAGUGAACAUGUCCUGCAAUUAGAAUAUAAAAAAAUAGCUUUUCAUACCCGACACCUAAAAUUUAUUUUUAUUCUCUGGUAUACAGAAAGGGUGAUCAAAACUCUAAAAAGCACAUUCUAAAUAGACCAAUAAUUGUUGGUUUUU
Molecule: messenger RNA, 807 nt
Organism: Pelobates fuscus (common spadefoot toad)
Lineage: Eukaryota; Metazoa; Chordata; Amphibia; Anura; Pelobatidae
Gene: NAA20
Product: N-alpha-acetyltransferase 20, NatB catalytic subunit
Exons: 6
Coding region: 46-582 (178 amino acids)
Biological process (GO): N-terminal peptidyl-methionine acetylation
Cellular component (GO): NatB complex
Molecular function (GO): protein-N-terminal amino-acid acetyltransferase activity
Source: RefSeq, a predicted model, not a curated record